Alternaria infectoria is the source of this 1452-nucleotide messenger RNA. RefSeq lists its product as uncharacterized. Gene Ontology annotation, biological process: maturation of SSU-rRNA. Bases 1 to 1452 code for a protein of 483 amino acids. Gene Ontology annotation, cellular component: nucleus; 90S preribosome. The transcript has a single exon. The record is from RefSeq and is a predicted model, not a curated record. NCBI's taxonomy places the organism in Eukaryota, Fungi, Ascomycota, Dothideomycetes, Pleosporales, Pleosporaceae.
AUGCCGAAACGAAAGCGCGAGACGACUGCCGCCUCCGGCAACCUUCCUCCUCCCGUCAUAAUGAACCCCGCGAAACAAGCCAAGUACUGCCAGAAGCGCCUCGAAGAUGCGCAAAAACCGCUGCUCCAAGCUCUGCGCCAUGCUUCACAGCUCGAGCGCCAGAAGUACAGUCGCAGAAAGAAGUAUGCGACCAAGAAGGGACAAAAGGAGGCAGUCUUUCGAUUGAACGCCGAGUACAAUGUCCUCAAGGCGCUCAACUUGGAGCAGCUGGGCGACCAGCAUUUGCGCAAAACUUUGUCACGGGUCAAAAGCUUGAAGGAUGCGGAGCCACUACAGGAAUACAUCUCCGGCAUCAGAGAAGGCAGCAAGGAUACCAGCACACUGAAUGUCACCGCGAGAAUGUUCAAAGUCGUACAAGUGAAGAAGGCCGUGGAUCAGGUCAUCGAGGACCUGAAGGGCAUACUUGGGGUCGACAAAGCCAAGGACAACGAAAAGGUGGAGGAGAUCGUUAAGGAAUACACGACAGAGGAGAUGAAGAAGCACAAGGAAGAAAAGAUGGCGAGGAAGGCGCAAAGGGUGAAGGCUGCUGACAAGAACGACGUGGAGAUGAAGGACGCGAGCGACGAGGCAGACGACCCGUACAUGGCCUUCAGCGCGCGGAUAGCUGAGCCGUCCUCGGGGGAAGAAGACGACGAGGGCUCGGUGUCCGGCGAUGAGCGACCGCCUAGUAUCGCAGACAGCGAGAGCGAACACGACCCUGACGCCGAUCUGGAAGCUGCCAGCGAGGACGAAGCGGAGGAAGUCGCACAACCAGACGACACUAGCGACGACGAAGAAGAGAACAGCGACACCGUAGCCAUCUCGCGAUCAGUAGCCCCUGCCUCCGACGAGUCCGCCGAUUCAGAUUCAGACUCUUCCUCCUCCGAAGCCACCGUUCCCACCAAAAAGACCAAAACCAAAGCCGCCCUCGAAAAGCCCACCUCCUCCGCCUUCCUCCCCGCCCUCAGCCACGCCGCCUACUUCUCCGGCUCCGAAUCCGAAGCCUCAGACCUAGACGCAGACAACGCACCGCGCAAGAACCGCCGCGGCCAACGCGCGCGCCAAAAGAUCGCCGAAGCGAAAUUCGGCGCCAAAGCCAAACAUCUCGAGAAGCAACAGCAGAACGUCAAAUUCGAUCCCAAACGCGGUGCCGUUGCCGGUGACGACAAGCGACAAAGAAGGGGCAAGCCGCUGGGCGGUCGGGGUGUGCAGCAAAGUGGAAGCAAUGCGGAGCCGUUGGGCAGGAAGGAUGAUAAGAAGGAUAGGAAGAUGGGGCUGGGUGUUAAGAGGGAUGAUAAGGGUGAGUUGCAUCCUAGUUGGCAGGCAGCGAAGUUGGCGAAGGAGAGCAAGAAGUUAAAGAUUGAUCUUGGGGGUAAGGGGCCUGCCGCAGGGAAGAAGGUGGUUUUUGAUUAG